AUGUCCAUCCGCCACGAAAUCGACAAAGAGGGAGAUCUCAUUCUUGUGCUCAGCCGACUGGGCAUAGACGAUGCCGAUGUUGCCGAGGAUGGCGAAGACGAUGUAGACGCCGACGCGAAGCCACUGGAAUACGAACAGUUACAGAACAAGGAAGUAAGGGUAUCUUCCAAGGUUCUGAUGCUGAACUCGCCAGUCUUCAAAGUAAUGCUGGGUGGCAAAUUCAAAGAAGGCACAGAACUAGCCAAGAGCAACGGACUUUUACUUCCCUACAGCCUUGAUCUCCCAGAUGACGAUGCCGAGGCCAUGUCUAUACUAAGCCAGAUUCUUCACAACGCCUAUGUUACCGAGAGACCAAAGCCAAUCGGUUUGGCGAGGCUAGCAUCAUCCUCUGCUAAGGCAUGA
Molecule: messenger RNA, 402 nt
Organism: Colletotrichum fioriniae
Lineage: Eukaryota; Fungi; Ascomycota; Sordariomycetes; Glomerellales; Glomerellaceae
Source: RefSeq, a predicted model, not a curated record